AAUAUUCCAUCAGCACAAGAGUGUUAGGAACUGCACAGAUGUAACGUUACUUACACUAUAAUAGGGUCAACGUAUCGAGUUUCCCGUAAGGCGAUAUAUUUCGAAUGGUGUUACACGGUUUUUUUUACAUUAAUAAUUCUCAAGCAACAGAUGUUUACCACUGACCAAACAGGGCGUCUAGCGUCGCCCCUUCUGGAUGUAGAAAAAACGGUUUGUGGAUCCUGCGCUGUUUGCAAACUGCACCUAAAUUCUUCAGCAGACUCCAGACUUCUGCCCUGCCUGCAUACAGUUUGUAAUACUUGCCUUACGAAGAUCUGCGCAAAUGGAGCCGCACAAGAUUGUCCAUUAUGUGCUCAGGCCUUUAGUUUGUCUGAGGUCACACAAUGUUCCCUUUUUGAAGAUGCAUCUAAUAAUAACAAGGACCCCAAGUGUGCCGGUUGCGAAGAGAGUGAGGUUAGUGGAUGGUGUGUCCAGUGUGAGGAGGCCCUGUGUUUGGACUGUAUGUCUGCCCAUCGUAGGGUAAAAGUGACCCGUGACCAUGAAGUCACACCCAAAAAACCACCCACAGGUUGGGUACAGAGAAGACGCUGUCCCUCACACACUCAGGAGAGCUUGAGGUUCUUCUGUCUUGUUUGUGAAGAGCUCACCUGUAAAGACUGUCAGCUGAUCACUCAUAAAGGCCACAGUUUUGUGCAGCAGGAGGAAGCUGUGGGAUCUCAAAGACAGCUAAUGCAGAGUUUGUUGGACUCCAUCAGACAUCAGAAAGUGAGAGUCAGCAGCAGCCUGCUACUCCUAGAGGCAAGAUUACAGGACAUUGAGGAUCUAAAAGUUGCUGCAAAGAAGAUGUUGAGACAAGUGGUCCACUCUAUUUAUCAGGCUCUGGUAGUGAAAGCUACGCAGGUCUUAAAGGAGAUAGAGGCCCUGUAUGCAGAGGAGGGAAAAUGUUUAUUGGAGAGGAAGACAUCUCUGAACAGGCUGGAAUGCUGUCAGGACUACAUAGUAGCUUUUAUUGACAAGAUCCUAAGCACAGAGGGCCAUUGCUUCCUAGUCCACAAAAAAAGAAUUGAGACCCAGGUGAAAAAGCUUCUGUCCCAGGAGACAUGCACCCCUGAGACCAUGAUUAAACUGCAUGUUCAGCUUCAAAAUGAUAUCUGUCAGCACAUCUUAAAACUUGGAUUUAUGAAGAUUAAAAAGAUUCCUGUUCCUUUAACCUCUCUGAGAACUGGUUCUACUCAGUCAAAGGUGGAAAGCUUAAAUCCCAAUUCUGUAGUAACUGCCAUGUAUGUUCAUCCUACACAGGCCUCAUCAAAUGUUGAUGCACAGGUUCAGGGUGAAUGUGUUGUUAACGGUCCUCCAACUCAGCCCAGCCAGCCGUCUCAGUCUAACCAGGCCACAGCCCACUCUGCAUCCCAACUAAAUCAAUCUAAACUUCCCUCUUCAGGACUUCAGAGAUCAUUUUCUUCCUCACCACAGUCUGUCCAAGUCCUGUCCCAGGGUCUCAAUCCUGGGCAGUCCAUGCAUGAAAACAGUCCCUCAUCACAUUGUGUCCCAUAUUUUCUUCCGUCUGCUCACAAAACUCAAACAAAUCCUCAUCCAUCUUCUAAUUUUCAGCCUCGUCUUCCAGUCUCAAACUAUACCGCGUCUCAAAUAAACAAUAAUUCCAAUUUAUCCAAGAGUAGGAAGACCUCGACCUUACACUAUUACCCUUCCAUCGCCCACCCAAUGCCAGUUAAAAACCAAACACCUGUACCAACUCAUCCAGCACCAGUCAACAUCCAAAAUCCCAUCCUUACAACCCUACUGACUCAUCAAAAACCAGGCAACAACCAAACAACGGUACCAACUGAUCCAAUACCAGCCAACAGCCAAACACGGGUGCAAACUCAACCAAUACCAGCCAACAGCCAAACACCGGUACAAACUCAUCCAAUACCAGCCAACAGCCAAACACGGGUACAAACUCAUCCAAUACCAGCCAUCAACCAAACACCCAUACUAACCCAUCCAAUACUACUCAACAACCAAACACCUGUACUAACCCACCCAGUUUCAAACUUGCCAGCUGACACCCAAACACUUAUACUGACCUAUCCAAUACAAACCAGUUUCCUGGGACCGGUGCAUUCUUUUGCAGCACAACCAAAUGUUCCUUUAGGUGUUCUUUCUACCAUAAACCCUCAUUCUUUAAAUGAUGUGACUGCAAUCUCUAAUGUCCACUCUGCUGAAUCCUCCAAUUGUGGGAUAAGUCAUUGUGCACAGAGUACCACCAGUCCAACCUUUACUGCCAUCCAAAGCACAACUAGUUUGUCGUCACUUCCUGUAAACCCAAUAAGUUCUGCUCCCAUUAGUGGCAGCAACACCUUCAAUUAUGCCAACCUCCUCAAGGCUUUGGCUGACUCCGUCUGUGAUCAGGACGCAGGUGUGAGCAGCACGAAUUUCACUUAUACGGAUCAUUCAGAGAGAAACUUGCCUACUUCCACUAUGUCAGAGACAGAUCCCAAAGAAUCUUCACCAGAUCCUACCCAUUCCUCUGGCCCACCCAAACCUCACCAGGACUCUCUCUCCACCACCACCACAGGGAAAUAUUCAAGACAAGCUCAAGCCGAUCAGUCAUCCACAAAGAGCAACUAUAGACUAAAACACUGGAGCGUUGGCAUGCCAACAACUUUUCGUCAGCUUGUAGAAACAUGCACACCUAUCAGCUCAAUAGACAAUCAGAACACCACAGCUCCAGCGAAUUCAACCCCAUGUGGCACAUCAGAGGACCUUGCAUUGGAGAGGGUGACAUGUGACAAGACUGUCCAAAGGGAUUUUGACCACACAAAGGAAAAAGAGGAAGAAAAAGAAUCUGCAGUGCUGUUGGAACAAUUCAAGAAACAAUUCAAGAGGUUUCCACGUGUAUCUCUGGUGCGUCUGCCCAUUUCUGUGCUUCCAUGUGGGCAGCCACUCCCGGAGUUCCACCUUACUACAGAUAUCUCUAGAGACCGCAUCAUAGUCCAGGAAUCUCAGGGAGGACAGAUUAAGCAGGUGUGGAGAUGGCAUGAAGAUCCAAUACCAUCUAGAGCCUCUUCCUGCUCUAUAUUGCAAAGCAGCAACAGCUCCCCGGCCUCUGACGUACAAUUCUGUGCAGUGUGUCAAUCUGCGGGAGCUGCUCUUCUGUGUGUGAAAUGUGGAUGUGCUUUUCACUCCGAUUGUCACAUCCCGCCAAUCCUCACAAAAUCUUGUGAGGAUUGGGUGUGUUUGCUGUGUGAGGAUGUAAAUGAGACCGUGUAUGGCAGUGAGGAGAUGAUGACGUCCAGUCUGAGUCUACAAGAUCAAAGAAAGUGUGAGAAGCUUCUCCUUAGUCUCCUGUGUGAUGAGAACAGAUGCCUGCUCUACAGCGUCACCAAGACUCACUCAAAAACCGCAGAAUUCGAUAUUAUACUCGGCCGAAUCCUGGGGACAAGGAAGCCUCCUUAUCGGACUGCUGCUGAACUGGUGUCAGAUAUUUGGACUCUUUUUGACAUCUUGAUGAUGAAAUCAGAGAGGAAAAACAUGAUCGUCAAACUUCAAGAAUCUUUCCAGCAACGGCUGAAUGAAACUUUUGGGAAGAGCCUUCAUGCUUCUCUCCUGAAAUACUCAAGCAGUGAGGAUCCAAGAAGUUCUUCAGAGACAGAGACUCAAAAAGAGAAGCACAGAAACACUUUGAAACGCAUGCGGGAGUUUUUCAUGGAAAACUGUGGUAUAACACCAAAGAAAUCCUGCGCUGAUAAAGGCAAGGAGAGAGAUGGCUGUGGGAACACUACAGCUGGUGAACAUUGAAGUGUCCACGUCAUUGCUUUUGAAACCACACAUUUAUAUAACUCUCUAUUUAUUGUAGUACUGUAGUUUGUUUAUUUACCUUUGCCUUGAAGUAAAAUGUCUAUCAAACAGA
Pimephales promelas (fathead minnow) is the source of this 3913-nucleotide messenger RNA. RefSeq names its product tripartite motif containing 33, like (gene trim33l). NCBI's taxonomy places the organism in Eukaryota, Metazoa, Chordata, Actinopteri, Cypriniformes, Leuciscidae. Gene Ontology annotation, biological process: positive regulation of type I interferon-mediated signaling pathway; innate immune response. Gene Ontology annotation, cellular component: nucleoplasm. The record is from RefSeq and is a predicted model, not a curated record. Gene Ontology annotation, molecular function: zinc ion binding; ubiquitin protein ligase activity.